This is a messenger RNA of Ipomoea nil (Japanese morning glory), 948 nucleotides long. RefSeq lists its product as uncharacterized. The record is from RefSeq and is a predicted model, not a curated record. Gene Ontology annotation, molecular function: nucleic acid binding; zinc ion binding. Bases 1 to 948 code for a protein of 315 amino acids. The transcript has a single exon. NCBI's taxonomy places the organism in Eukaryota, Viridiplantae, Streptophyta, Magnoliopsida, Solanales, Convolvulaceae.
AUGGAUAUUGAAAACAAUUUCUCCCAAAUUUCACCACCAAUCUUUGAUGGUGAGAAUUACCAAGCCUGGGCUGUUAGAAUGACAGUCCACUUGGAAGCAUCAGAUCUUUGGCAAGCUAUAGACCAGGACUAUGAGGUGGAUCCACUGCCUGCAAAUCCUACGAUGGCUCAACUGAAGAUACACAAAGAAAAAACAUUGAGGAAGUCCAAAGCUAAAGCUUGUAUGUUCUCUGCUGUUUCAAGUUCUAUAUUUACAAAAAUUAUAAACUUAAAGAUAGCAAAUGAUAUAUGGGAUUUUCUAAAGAAAGAGUACCAAGGAAAUGAGAGAACCAGAAACAUGCAAAUACUUAACCUAAUCAUAGAGUUUGAAAUGGUGAAGAUGAAGGAGUCAGAAACCAUUAAGGAGUACUCCAAUAAUCUCAUCGGCAUAACUAAUAAGAUACGGUUGCUUAGUAAGGACUUUUCUGAUGAUCGGAUUGUGCAAAAGAUCAUUGUAACCUUACUUGAGAAGUAUGAGUCAAAGAUUUCUUCCUUGGAAGAAUCUAAAGAUCUGUCAAGCAUAUCCUUGGCAGAAUUGGUACAUGCAUUGCAGGCACCAGAACAAAGGAGAAUGCUGAGAAACGAAGCACCAAUAGAGGGUGCUUUUCAAGCAAAGGCAGAAGGCUCAGGAGGAGGUGAUAGGAAGAACUUCAAAAAGAAAAAGGCUGGCAACAACAAGAAUGAAACAUAUCCACCAUGUCCACACUGCAAAAAAACAAAUCACCCACAAAGGAAAUGUUGGUGGAGGCCUGAUGUCAAGUGCAGAAAAUGUGGUAAGACGGGACAUAUGGAGCGUAUUUGCAAGUCCCAACAACAUGAAGAAGCUAAAGCUUCUACAGAGCAAUAUGAUGACGAUCAACUGUUUGUUGCAACAUGUUUUGCAACAAUCGACAGCUCAAGUGAUUCCUAG